Molecule: messenger RNA, 802 nt
Organism: Suillus fuscotomentosus
Lineage: Eukaryota; Fungi; Basidiomycota; Agaricomycetes; Boletales; Suillaceae
Exons: 7
Molecular function (GO): GTP binding
Source: RefSeq, a predicted model, not a curated record
AUGAAUCCUUCAAAGAUAAGAAAGAGAAUCGAUCGGUUUCGAAUCCUCGUCAUAGGAAGAGCGAACGCAGGAAAAACCACCAUCCUGCAGAGAAUUUGCAACACACAAGACAAGCCAAAAAUAUACAACAGCGCCGGGAAAGAGAUCGAUCUGACAGUUUUAACGGCAUCCAAAGAGCGCGGAGAGCAUGACAUUGAGAACGAAAUGGUGUUUCAAAGUAACCCGGGCUUCGUGUUUCACGAUUCACGCGGUUUUGAGGCAGGCGGCGAAUCCGAGUUUGAGGAGGUCAAGGCGUUCAUCACUGACCAUUCUAAACGUGGCAGAAUCGCAAAACGACUUCAUGUUAUCUGGUUUUGUAUCCCAAUGGACGAGGCGAGCAGGUCGUUCACUGCAGGCGAGAAAAGGUUUUUCUCUGAGUGCGACACAGGAAGCAUUCCAGUGAUCGUAUUGUUCACAAAGUUUGAUGCGCUAUAUGUCAUCGAAUAUGGAAAGCUGAAAGAGGCAGGAACUUCCCUGAAAGACGCUAAACGACAGGCUCCGGAAUGCGCCAAGAAAACAUUUGCACAUGGUCCACAAUUGAAGUUUUUUGAGGAUGUCCGGCGGCCUCCAAAUUGCCACGUAUGCCUUGCCAAUAUGAACAAGGAUGAUGCAGAUUGCGGCGCAUUGAUCGAACAGACGGCUGGAGCUUUGGAUGACGAAGUACUCAAGAAAUUAUUCGUCUCCACCCAGCAGACCAAUUUGGAGAUCUGCAUGAAAUAUGCGAUUCAGAGAACACUCCCAAAACAUCUUGACUCUACAAAAC